Molecule: messenger RNA, 564 nt
Organism: Eufriesea mexicana
Lineage: Eukaryota; Metazoa; Arthropoda; Insecta; Hymenoptera; Apidae
Exons: 4
Coding region: 1-564 (187 amino acids)
Source: RefSeq, a predicted model, not a curated record
AUGAAAGUGGUGGUCUUCUUAGUUGCGGUAGCUGCAACUAGAGCUUUGCCCCUCUCAAAAGUGCACGUGAAAUUUAUAUCCCCUCCGCAUAUUUAUGAGCACGGUAUUACGACAGACGGGGAUCGAACGAUAGAUCAAAGAUCGUACGUCUCUAUCGGGAGAAGAAGCACCACGGGAAAUCCUAGGGAAUUCGGACAACGCUUACGCAACAAAGGGAACGUUGCGCCAGUUCAUAUCAAACCGGAAAAUGCUGAAUCUCUGUGGCCAGUAGGCGUUUUUAUUCCCCCGGUGGAUAUCAAUGAUCUUGGUUACAGUUCGCAGGAAUCGAGGCACCUGACACCUGAUUUUUCCAAUGGGCUUGAAUAUCACGACCCGUAUCUAUUGACCGGAGAAGAAGCAAUGCUGGCUGUAAAAUAUCUUUAUGGUCAAGGCGAACUGUUUUACGACGAUAUUCCACAUGAAAGGGCACUAUUGAAAAAUCAAGAAGAAAGGAGACGAAACGGCCUUCAUGAUCACAUAUUGAGAAGUUUAAGGCCUAACUCUCCAUUCUCUACGAAUGCUUGA